AUGGAUCAAACAUGGCAAGUGAUACAAGAAGAGAGGCGACUCACCCGAGGUUGGAAGGAGUUCGCUGAGGCACAUGACCUUCGAAUAGGAGACAUUGUCAUCUUCAAACUCAAAGGUUCCAUGGUCUUUCACGUCACUCCUUUUGGUCCGAGCUGCUGUGACAUCCAGUACACAUAUCCCAACUCAAUGGAAGAAGCCCAUGACCACCAGAACAAUAGAAUAGGGGCAAGGUUUUCUUACUCGUGGGACUACUGUUUUAAGGCUGAGGUCACGGAUUCUAAUGUCCGUGAAGACAAACUUGAUCUCCCUGUGGGGGCUACUGGUUGUAAUGCUCUGAACAAAGAAUGCAAAAAGGCGAAACUAGUGAACAUAGAGGGAAAGGCGUGGAAUGUGUCAAUGCGAUUUAACGAAUCAGGCGGCUUCUACUACAUCAAAGGGUGGAGAAAGUUCUGUGCUGAAAACAAAUGCCACAUUGGAGACAGCUUUGUCUUCAAUGUGGUUGGAGAUGGGAACACUUGGCCAUUGAUGUGUGUCUGUGCUCCAAGUAAGGAGUGUCUUAAAUCUGCAGGUGACAUUGCUUCUUCCUCCCGGGUGAACUAG
Molecule: messenger RNA, 600 nt
Organism: Brassica rapa (field mustard)
Lineage: Eukaryota; Viridiplantae; Streptophyta; Magnoliopsida; Brassicales; Brassicaceae
Product: B3 domain-containing protein REM9-like
Molecular function (GO): DNA binding
Source: RefSeq, a predicted model, not a curated record